Messenger RNA from Ornithodoros turicata, 2180 nucleotides. Its product is annotated as solute carrier family 22 member 7-like. Gene Ontology annotation, cellular component: membrane. Gene Ontology annotation, molecular function: transmembrane transporter activity. The record is from RefSeq and is a predicted model, not a curated record. Bases 116 to 1906 code for a protein of 596 amino acids. The transcript is spliced from 10 exons. Gene Ontology annotation, biological process: transmembrane transport. Lineage: Eukaryota; Metazoa; Arthropoda; Arachnida; Ixodida; Argasidae.
GUCUACAGUCGCGUGCUGUAACAUCUCGCAGUUCUCUGUAACGCUGCUCCGGAUAUAUUCUCGGUUAUUGCAACCACUAUAAAGGCACGUCCGCAAUUUGUAUAUACCGUCUGUUAUGCCGCCGCAUGCUGCAGUCGGUGGAGAACGGGAUGCUGUCUGUACCUCUAUCGGAGACGAAGAUAUCGCCUGUAUCUUCGCUGAACCUGGGUUGUUCCAACAGUCUUUGCUAGUUUAUGGGAUGCUAGCCACCAUGACCGUGGGAAUGCACAACCAGGCGCAUGUUUUGAUUGCCCCCAAGCUGAACCAUUGGUGCGCUCCAGGGGAGGACGUUGGGAACAUGACGGUCGAAGAGUGGAAAGCAGCCAACAUCCCACAGACCGACGACGGUGACUACAAAGAAUGCGAGAUGUACGAUGGACCGCUGUCCGAACGUCGUCACAAUCGUAGCAUCGUGCGGUGCAAAUCGUGGCAGUACAUCAACGAGUCAGGGCACGGUGGCACCAUAACAGAGGAGUGGAACUUGGUGUGCUACGAUUCAUGGCUGUGGACAGCGUCCGUCGUGAUGUUCCAUAUUGGGUCGGCGAUCGGCUUCAUCAUUGCUGGCGUCUUUUUAGACCGAAUUGGCAGGAAACCAGUUAUUCGCGCGAGUGUCCUGGCAGCUGUCGUGUCUGGCUUCGCUAUGACAUCUGCGACGACGGUGCACGUUUUCAUCUGCUUGCGAUUCCUCCUGGGCGCUGGCGUCAGUGCUCACGCUCUGAGUUCCUACGUUCUCUUAAUGGAAGUGAUUCCUACUGACUGGCAAGGCAUCUGCGGAGUGCUACUGUCGGCUGCAUUUGGCACUGGCUUUCUGGUUGUCAAUGUACUGGGACAGUACCGUCUCAGCUGGCGACUGCUUCAGCUGACAAUCGCGGUUCUAUCGUCGACCCUCCUAACUGGAUUUAUAUUCGUACAAGAGUCCCCCCGAUGGCUAAUAUCAAGGUGCGGAUUCGAUGAAGCUGAUAAGGUAGUGAAGUCCAUGGCCCAGCUGAACGGCAGAAACAAGAACAAGGUACUCGGAGUUUGGCUUACACUGCGACUGGAACUUGAGAAGGGCGUGUGCAAAGCCAGAGGCAUAUCGCAGAGUGAAGCAUUAAAAUUGAUACUUUCUACUCCGCUUAUGUAUAGAAACUUGAUCGCCUCCUACGCUUGGUUAACUAUAUCCAUGGUGACAUCUUCUGUGAACAGGAACUUCGAGUCCAUCUACACGCUGCUGGUUUCCACGGCUGUAACAGCAUACAUUUCAAAGUUUUUCGCAUUUGUCGGUAUCGAGAAAUUCGGACGACGCUCCACUUUAUCUUUGACGUUGCUCUUCAUGUCUGUGUCUGCCGUCGGCUAUACACUUUUUGGAAAAGAGAACGAAACUCAAAGAGUUGUGUUUUUGUCCCUGGCCUUGUUCUUCACCGGCGUGGGCGAUGCCGUCAUCGUGUUGUACGUUACGGAGCUGAACCCGAUUUCACUUCGAGUCAUGGGCCUUUGCUUUGGAAGUCUUCUGGGAAGGUUGGGGAACGUGUUCGGCAAUCUCAGCAGUGACCUGGUUCGAGCUACAUCGGCUGAAGUUCCGUGGGUGCUGUUCACCAUGACCUGCUCAGUGGCCGGCCUCUUGGUCACGCUUCUUCCCGAGACACGGUCUUCUAGAUUUACCAAAGUCACAAUAGGAGAUGACUUUUUCCAUAUUGCUCCACUUUGCACCAAGAAGGCAUCCGCAAAAGAAAGAAGGAAAGAAAUCCUACGGGCCUCAAGAAAAGCACGUGCCCUGGAAAGCGACGACAGUAAGCUUGUGAUCACCGGGAGAUCCCUGGUUGCCCUCGUAGGAAAGCCUGAGUCAAAGCCACAAAGGGAACCAUUUUAUGCUGGGUCGUCACUUUAAAGGCACUCCGGAGUCCUAGUUUUGAUUUUCAGUUCACAUCAUUUACACUAAUAUGAACUGUUAAUGUAAUGUUGUAUUCGUGCUCAAGAAUAACCGCAUUCGAUGCUCCGAUGUGUUCCGGCGGUGCUCCGAUUUUAUGCUGGUCAUGCGCGUCUCACGCAAUAAAAUGAUAUUGUGAAGCAGGAGAAAAGCAAGAUAUGAGCAAUAUAAACCAGAAUAUGACGCGAGGUAGAGACCGCCGGAAGUUGACGAUGACCAUGAGCUUCGUUUCGGU